UCUUCAAUUCGACCACAGGAUGAGAUAAAGAAGCUGGCUAGGAGUGAAAGAAUGGCGGUUACUGUAUCAAACAUUGCUAACAUGGUGCUGUUCUUAGCAAAAGUGUAUGCCUCCUAUGAAAGCAAAUCAUUAGCAGUCAUUGCAUCAACUUUGGAUUCUCUGCUAAACCUCUUAUCUGAAUUUAUUAUGUGGUUCACUGCCUAUGCAAUGAAAAAACCAAACCAGUAUCGUUACCUUAUUGGAAAGAAGCGGAUGCAGCUAGUGGGUAUUAUAGUUUUUGCAUCAGUCAUGGCAAGUCUUGGUUUACAAAUCUUGCUUGAAUCUGACAGGCAACUUAUUAGUAAGAUUGCACCAUACACAAUUAACUGAUGGUCAAAGACGAAAAUGUACAUGGUCUAAUUGGAAGAAUAGCUCCACCUGAAUUCCAAGAAAAACUU
Molecule: messenger RNA, 437 nt
Organism: Impatiens glandulifera
Lineage: Eukaryota; Viridiplantae; Streptophyta; Magnoliopsida; Ericales; Balsaminaceae
Product: metal tolerance protein 10-like
Exons: 3
Coding region: 52-369 (105 amino acids)
Biological process (GO): transmembrane transport; monoatomic cation transport
Cellular component (GO): membrane
Molecular function (GO): monoatomic cation transmembrane transporter activity
Source: RefSeq, a predicted model, not a curated record